AUGCAGCACGACAUCUACAGCCUCGGGGUGUGCCUGCUUGAACUCGGCCUGCGCGAGUCCUUUGUCGUCUACACUGAUCCGAACGGCGGCGGUGGCAGCGGCGGCAGUGGCGUUGGCAUGCUCCCUUCACCCUCAGCGGCGCUCGGUCUGUCCAAUGACAGCCUGCAGUCCCUGGACCCGGAGCUCAUCAAGGACCGUCUGGUUUCCAUGGCCCGCGAGGUGCUCCCCACGCGGAUGGGCACCCGAUACGCCGAGAUUGUCGAGACGUGCUUGACGUGCCUCGACGACGACAACGUUGACUUUGGAGACGAGGACGAAUUCACAGACGCCGACGGGAUUCUGGUGGACGCAAGAUACGUGGAAAAGGUGGUUCCCUCUUCCCCCGGCCUGCCCCAACUCCUGCGGAUCGAUCAUCGUACAUGCGCUGACAUCCUUUUUAGGUUGUACUGGGGCUGA
This is a messenger RNA of Cladophialophora immunda, 456 nucleotides long. RefSeq lists its product as uncharacterized. The transcript has a single exon. The record is from RefSeq and is a predicted model, not a curated record. Bases 1 to 456 code for a protein of 151 amino acids. Lineage: Eukaryota; Fungi; Ascomycota; Eurotiomycetes; Chaetothyriales; Herpotrichiellaceae.